AUGUGUUCAAGGACCCGAAGGUCAAUCCCGUCUCUGUCAGAGGAGAUGCCAACCAUCUCUCCUUUCUACGAACACAAUCUUGGUACGCACAACCCCAAUCCGCUUCUUCUCUUUCUCAAUUCGUCUUUGCGUAUUCUUCUCCUCUCUGCUAAUUUCAGUGAUUGGGCUGAAGGAUCUCCUUCUGAGAUUAGGCAUGUUUUAGUCGUGAGGUCUAUGGUUUUACAAAUGGUUGGACAUGUUGUGAACAUGGAAACCAUCAGGGGAAGCUCGGAAGCUUUAUAUAUCUGCUCCCUUGAAUCUUGGAGCGUAUCUUUCUCGGGGAGAGUCUUCUUUAUCUUCCUUACAUAUAUGGCUGGAGUGAUCCCUGUUCAAAACUCUGGUUACUCUUCCAGAAUGAACACCGUUGAGGAGAAUCCAGAUGUUGGAACUUCUGAAUCUUCUGGUAGGGAGACGGAUUUUGAGGGUGAUUUAAAGUCUGUGUGGGACGUUGUGAAAGGAAAGCUUUUAGAUUCUUUAGACGCCGUCAAGCGUGAGAGUACACUUGGAAACAGAGUCCUCAAAGCCAAACCACCUAGAGGGAAGCCUCCACUGAGUUUGUAUGCAAUAUCUGAGGGGCCUCAACUGUACUUGCUCUGGUCAUGUUUUCAGAAACUUGAAGAAGAGACAAAUAAGAUCUCUAACGCAAGCAAUUCGGAUGAGUGGAUGGUUAGUUUCACUGAUAUUGUCCGUGAAGCAUAUCAAGGAGCAUGCACGGCUUGGCUAAAGAAGGAACUGCGUGUGGAAAACACUGAUUCUGACAAGGGGAUUACUCCUUUGCUGAUCAAAAUGCUAAACGAAAAGGACGCCGUUUUUGACAAAAUACGAAAAUCAGGCAAGGAGGAUCUGUUCGCAGAGUUCUUAUAUUUCCACAGAUUUGGAUCUUCCGGGAAAGCUUCGUGCUACGACCUUAGCUUGUUUCGCACUCACGGAGUGGCCAUUUUGGAAGACUUCAUGAUAACAUUAGCAGAUGGGGUCGCUAGCAUCUAUCUAGAGCUCAUCUCUGUAGACAGCAAGUUUUCAAAUGAAAUGAAUACCGGAGGAUUAGAUAUCUGUAACCUUUCUAGUAGAGCACUCCAAAAACUACGUAAUGAGGUUGCUCUAUACCAGUGGUUGCAUCAGAAUAUGGAAGCAGUUGUGUCAAUGUACGAGGAUCGCUUUGACCUCUACGUUCUUCAAACUCAGGUUAUCAACAACGGCGAUGGUGGUGGUGAUACAGAAAGCCGUAGUUGGUGGAGAAAGUUCACACCGGGAAAAACCAAAGCUGCCUCAUCGUCAUCACCAUUACGAUACUCCAUGAUCAGCGAUUUCUCAUUGCCCGUUAAACGAACAAAGGAGCUUAAGGCUCUAUCGGGAUGGAGGUACUACUUCAGUCUAUUUCUGGAGUUAGCAGACAUCGGAAUGCCAAUAAUCAGAGUGGUGUUAGAGAAAGUGAGUAGCAUCAUAUCCUUCUUUCUAGUCACCUUGAUUGGUAGAUCAGUCGGGCUUAUCUUCACCGGGAUUAGACAAUCUCUCCGGUGGAAGUAA
Messenger RNA from Microthlaspi erraticum, 1563 nucleotides. The record is from the annotation of a GenBank genome assembly. NCBI's taxonomy places the organism in Eukaryota, Viridiplantae, Streptophyta, Magnoliopsida, Brassicales, Brassicaceae.